Molecule: messenger RNA, 4597 nt
Organism: Platichthys flesus (European flounder)
Lineage: Eukaryota; Metazoa; Chordata; Actinopteri; Pleuronectiformes; Pleuronectidae
Gene: plpp4
Product: phospholipid phosphatase 4
Exons: 7
Coding region: 345-1202 (285 amino acids)
Biological process (GO): phospholipid metabolic process
Molecular function (GO): phosphatidate phosphatase activity
Source: RefSeq, a predicted model, not a curated record
UAUAGUAAUUGAUUGAUGGAGUAGCUGGGGGAGACUUUGACUCGAUAGAGGAGCAGAUUGUCAGCCACACAGUUGCAAUAAAAAAGAAAAUCGCCUGAGGUGCCUGAAACAGAGGCAGAGGAACGGAGACGGGAACCGGCGAGAAGGAGGAGUAAGAGGAGGAGGCGGAGGGCAGACUGCUUCAGCUUGGCCGACUCGCGAUGGAGACGCGCGGCGUCAGUGAUUAGCGAGCAGCCGCUUGUGGGACGCGCAGGUUUUGUCAAGGUGGAAUACAAAGUGAGGAUCAUCCAGAAGUUACCGGAGCCGCCUUCAUUCCGUGUCAAUACGCGGAUUAUCUGAGAAGCAUGAACGUGCCGCCUCCGGACCGCAGGAAAUACAUGCGAGAACUGGCUUUGGAGAUUGGUAUCCGAGUUCUGCUCUUCGGAGUUUUUGUAUUCACAGAGUUUCUGGAGCCAUUUGAGAGAGUGAUUCAACCGGAGGAGCUCUGGCUCUACAAGAAUCCUCUGGUUGAGUCAGACCACAUUCCCAAGAGGGUCAUGUUUGCAAUUUCCUUUCUUACCCCACUGGCGGUGAUAUUUGUGGUGAAGAUAAUUCAGAGGACGGACAAGACAGAAAUCAAAGAGGCAUGUUUAGCUGUGUCCCUGGCUCUCGCCCUGAAUGGAGUCUUCACAAACACCAUCAAGUUGAUUGUUGGCAGGCCCAGGCCCGAUUACUUCCUGCGCUGUUUCCCAGAUGGCCAAGUGAACGUGAAGAUGCUGUGCACCGGGGAGCCCGAUCUGGUCUCAGAGGGACGCAAGAGCUUCCCCAGCAGUCAUUCCUCCUUUGCUUUCUCUGGUCUUGGCUUCACCUCCUUCUAUCUGGCGGGGAAACUGCAGUGUUUCACGGAUCAGGGUCGAGGGCGUAGCUGGCGUCUCUGUGCCAUGGUGCUGCCCCUCUACAGCGCCAUGAUGAUUGCACUGUCCCGGACUUGUGACUACAAACACCACUGGCAAGACGCCUUUGUCGGAGGAGUGAUCGGGUUGCUGUUUGCGUACAUCUGCUACCGCCAGCACUACCCACCCUUCCUGCACAUGGACUGCCACCUGCCUUACGCCACUCUGGCCAACGCCGCCCACGUGCCCUCGCACCCACCGGACGACCUGCAGCCCACUGACAAUGCCACCACCCUCCCCCUGGAGGGCCUGACUGAAGGUCCAGUAUGACUAGUGCCCACCACCGAGACAACCCCCAACCCCCUCACGAAGCCGGAAAGCCCACCCCCCCAUCCCUAGUGACUGGCUGGCUCUCGUACACAUUCAAGUGGACAUUAACACCUACAUCUUCGUACAGUCACACUCCGGUGACACACAUUCUUUUCGUGUUUAUUCUUUUAAAAUCGGGCUCUUGCUCAGCAGCCAUGAGAGUCUAUAUUUAGAUGGGAUGUAUGAGAGGAGCCUACGAAUAUGGGACAUCACCACUGAGAGGGAAGAGAGAAAAGCAUGUUGAAAGCCUGAAGAAAGCGGUUUUGCUAAUGGCUGUGAGGGAAGAUGAAAAUAAAGCCAGUCUUUGCUGGAAGUCUUCGCCUAAUAAGAGAUGUGGCUGGCAGCUCGUUUUUAAGCCGGAGCACAUUCAAUGUUUUGCUAUUUAAGGACUGGGACGGCAAGUUGGGGGUAACCCAAGAAAUCCCAUUAAAAUGUCACAGCAAUCAAACCAUGAAAUCAAACCACUGUAAUUAAACUAAUUAGAUAUUGUGUGUUUGAUGGCACAGUUGGAAACAAAUUAUAGAAUCCGAGAGCAAUUCAGCGACAUUUUGAGUGUUUCAGUUUGACUUUCACACCCUGUAUUUUCAGAGGGAACCAAUGUAAGGACAUGGGGAACUAGAUUCAUAUCUUUUCAUUUGCAGUUGAUCAUAGUAACAUAAUUAAAGAUAUUAGACAAAUAUAUUAUAGGAAAUGAGCGCUGGUCUGCGUUUCCAAACCCUUCUAAAAUGACUAAUCUACCUUACUCCGUUUUUAAACCUUCCAUUUAGCUUUCCUGUGCAAUCCUGGACCCACCAAUCCAAUUUUAUUUCUUCACGAGCCCUGAGUUUUCCACGUGUUCCCUGGGGUUGCCCAUGGGUGUGGAGCCAAAUUGUUCCUCAAUGAGUGCAAUCAAUAAGUGGCAGGUGGGAAUGGCAUGGCGGAAGUGUGUCUGGACAGGCACAAACUCCAAUCUGAUCCUGCAUUAAUCCUCAUUAAGGGAGGUCGGCCACCGCGGCUUAUGAGGACAUGAGGACUAUAUGAGAUGCCCCACGGACUGCCCAAGCAUUGCAAAUGGCUCUCAGCCCAAUGCGGUCCCAUAAAUGGCCAAUCUCACAUUCAGCAGAUGACAGGCCAGAGCCCGGACAGCGCGUUUGAUGUAUUAGUCAUCCAUUAAUGUUCUGGUGUUUAGGAAUAUUUCAAGCCUUCAUUUACGGACACUGUGCUGAAACGAAGCAAGCACCAAAGAUUUGUAGCUUUUUUUUCUUUCAGCUCGAUCGUAUGCACCCUCUGAUGUUUUAUUUUUAUCAAACAUGAAGCAUUACUGGUUCCCUAUCAUCACUAAAGCAAUUUGUAGCCUCUCACAAGUUUUGUUCGAAAUGACACAUAAUUUUGUUGCCUUAGUUACUGUGUCUGUUUUGCCAUUGCUGUGACAUUAAUGGGAAGGUGCCUGGUCAUCUUAUCUCUAACCCUACCAAGCUACAUAGGAAGGCAAAGGUUGUUCGGAUUUGCACAUAAAAGUGGAAAAGGGGGUAAAAAACAGCAUCAAAACAUUAAAUGGAUGUUUGAGUCUAAUCUAGACUUUUUACAUGUUUGUGUAAAAAGCAUCAGUGGAGACUUGUACCUUCAGCUGCAGUUUGCUUCCUGUGCUCGCGGCACAGGGAAACGCAACCACGACAUUCACUGCGAACAAAAUUCCUUUAAACAUCAUUUACUGAAAUCAAUAAGGCCUCUAUCACUGAUGCAACCCAGUGGCACGUUCUUAAAAUUGUAUGUGUGUGUGAGUGUGGGGUUGUUUGCAGUACACCAAUGCAAUAUGGAAUGAAACUUUACAAGGGGGGAGGCGCUCGACUCUGCUCGUCAGACUCUGGACUCGAAGACACUGAGGAGUCCAGAGAGGAAACUGACUGGGAGCUGCUGCAGAGUCUGUCAGCCAGCCCUGGAUACCAGUGACGGAGAGGUUCUGACCGCUCGAGUCAGAUUCUUGGAUGAAUGGAUUGUGACAGAGACGCGUUAUGUUCUAUAGAGCUGCAUUCGCCUGACUUGGCAGCCUGAUGUCUGUACCUUGUCAUUAGUUCUCUCCUAGUAGAUGUUAUGUAUAUUGGUAAAAAAAAAAAAAAAGUAUUGUUCAGAAAUUGUGUCUGUAAGAGUAUUUUGGCUUUGGUGCUAUAGAUACUUUUGUAGCAGUAGGCGUUACUUUUUUUCGAAUGGUGGAAGAGUACAUUUGAAAUAAAAGUUUUCUACCUAAACAAAAUAUAUAUAUAUAUAUAUUAAACAUAAUUCUGUUUUGUUUUUAGUUUUUUGAACCAAAUGUUCAGAGGUACUAUAAGUAGUACGGCCAUGUUGAAUAAAAAAUACUGAGAUAAGGAAUAAAUUGGAAUUGUUGGAAAAGAAGUAGCAAUUUUUCAAGAAAUAUGUUGUAAUAUUACAUGAUGAAAGAUAUGAAUUUGUAAUACAUUUACCUUAAAAGGUUGGAAUUUCACGCAAUUGUAGGAUAAAAAAGAUAAAGAGAUAUUACGGCAAAGAAAAAUUAUUGUAUGAGAAUAAAGUUAUAAUAUUACGAGGAAAAAGGUGGAAUUUUAUGAGAAUAAAGUUAUAUUAUAACGGUAAUCUCAGAUUUAUCCCCUCAACCUAGCCCUAAUACAAUGCUGUAUAAAGGACACCACUGCUUGUGAAUUAUUUCCAACCAUUUCACCAUCCCAGAGACUGAUGGGAUAAAAGUAAGAAAAAAAUAUUAUAGAAUGAUGAAACUCCAGGUGUCUGAAGAAAAAAAAGCGUGAAAGACUUAUGAAUCUCUUUUCAUGGCAUGCCGGUUCCAUUUGUGAGAAGAGUGUGUUUUCUAUGAAUACGCAUGUCUUGCCUUGAGAACUCUUUGAGCUGUGUUUUGCUGUUUCUAUACUUUAUGUACAAUAAAAGACUGCAGCUGUGUGAAAUACGUCCGUGAAGAAAACAAAGGAGCCUAAUGUAUCUUGUCAAAGUGUGACCGCUGGAGUCUGCAUUUGUUGUUGCUACAGGAACUCUGAACUGCUUCUCAUGCAUCCAACACAUCGAGACAAGUCACGGUCUGAGGAUGUUCGUGUGGAGACACUCCACCCUGUCAUCACAUCCUUGGUGUUGCAACAUUAGCAUUUAUUAUAUACAAACGGACAGUCUCACAUUGUGCAGCGGCAGACAUUGGAAUGAGUUGCAUGAGUUCAUUUUCAGUGAAUUUAUACUUCAAAGGUCCUGCUGACAGACUGCUGUGUGUGUAUGGGUGUGUGUGUGUGUGUGUGUGUGUGUGUGUGUGUGUGUGUGUGUGUGUGUGUGUUUGUGUGUGUGAAUGCAACUGUGUUCUAAGUGUGUGUUGUGACUUUUCUUGCAUUAGUUGUGUUACACUCUUG